Porites lobata is the source of this 10131-nucleotide messenger RNA. The record is from the annotation of a GenBank genome assembly. NCBI's taxonomy places the organism in Eukaryota, Metazoa, Cnidaria, Anthozoa, Scleractinia, Poritidae.
AUGGAAAUACAAAAGUCAGCAGAAAUACAAAACAAUAGUAUUUUAUUACUUUCAUUACAUCCCUGUUUGACUACGCCUCUCACCUUUACUAGCCUCCUACAAGGACACUGCCCGUGUUUGGCUAGUCAGCGUAGCUCAUGAUUUUUUUCUUAUAGUGGUUGGUUAAGAAAGAGAUACAGCUGUGCGAAAGCUAAACCAAUUAGGUUGAACCAGAAAAUGAUGAGGGAGGGAAGGCAGUGAGAUAAUAAAGUGCCUGCAUUAUACCCAUGAGAUUUUUGAAACUUCAUUGCCAGCAGAUGGAACAAUUAGCAUUUCCUGAUUGGCUGAAAGAAUGUCAACCUGUCAGCAGAUGCAGAUUUCCAGUAGAGACGAAGGAAUACCAUCGGCUGUUUUGUGGUAUGCAGUUUCUGACAUGAUUUGUGAUUGCUCAACACAAAAUAUUCAAGGCCGGUAUUUUUUGACGUUAAGAAGCUCUCAGUGCAGUUCAAUAAAACUCCGAAGAAUAAUAAUUUACUGUAACUGUCUUUUUCAUUUUUUUAGGGACAAUACCUGAUCCAAGAAAUGAAGAGGUUACAGAAUUGCAGCUCUCUGACAUCAGUGAUGACGUAGGGACUUGCUGGCGUGUAGUUGGCUCAAACCUAUUCAUCUCAGCAUCAAAGAUUCAUAAUCUCGAUGAUGAGUACAAGACUAAUCGAGACAAGGCAAAUGCUCUUUUGAUCUCGUGGAAACAACAGGAGGGAAGUAACGCUACAGUUGGCCAUCUAGCUGAUGUUUUGGAUAGUGUAGGAAAAAGGAGCAUUGCUGAAAGACUGCUUGGUGGGUGAAUGAAUUAGUAAUAAAGUAAUGUGGAAAGAACAAAUGAUUCUUGUCAGCAUUCAGGGCUGUGCUCUAGCAGAACCCGGUGGCCUAGUUCCGUAAUUUACUGAGUUGAUUGAUCUGAUACCAACUGUUACGAAUUCCGUAAAAUAGUUACUCUUUUGCAAGCUUACAAUCUGUUCGCUUUGAGCGCUUACCAUUUGUAUGGAAAACCCGGAAAUUCCGGGGAGAAUUCAAAUGGAACGGUUCAUCCCGUUAACAUUUUGCGGAAAAGAAGUAAUACCUUUCGAGGUAUUACCGUUUUCCCGUUUUUACCGAAACGACCGAAAGUUUCUGUACCAUUUGUCUGGAUUACUAGUGCCAGGCUUCAUGUCGAGAGAAAGCGAAAAAUGUACCGGUAUUUUGUAAAUGGUACAACUCAAUCCCGUUCCUGUUUUCGGUGCCAAAAAAAUACCACAACCAUUUGACGGAGUUUUUCACCGAAAUUUCCGUACUAAUGGUAAGCACUCCUUGCUUAGUGUCCUUUGUCUGCCAAAAUGCUUCCUUCAAGCCACAUUUGUUGUUUUGGUUGUGAUUCCAUGUAAAUUAGUAAUCAGAAUACCUACGAAGCGGCUGCGAGAGUAUCAUUAAAUAAGCCGGAUUUUGAAUAAACUCAUACUGCAAGUCAUUUUAUUUUUUGUAAUGAUCUUGCUUCCGUUUGUAUUUUAUUGGUGAUACUAGAAAAAUUUGCACUCCUGUUGCCUAUAAAACACUAAAAAUACCUUUGGAAGCUUGAGCAAGGGCAACUCGUGUGCUUGACUUAGCCCUUGUGAUAACAGAUAUCGUCGGUGAAUAAUCAUGUUUUAGUUUGUAGUAGCAAUUGAAAUGUUGUUGCAUUUUGACUCAAUGCUAUUCCCAUUCUGAUCAGGCCUCAGUUGCGUCAACCAAAGAUUAAGAGACGUGGACACUGAAGAAUCAGACGCGCCAUAUCAGGUGAGUUUGUCAAGUCUUGCAUUUUAAAGGUAGAAACAAGUCGCGAGCAGAUUAUCAUUUGUGAGAAAUUGUAGGUUCAAUUCAUAUUUUUCGGGCCAACAAAGGAAUGAUUAGAUUAACAGCGCACUCUAGUACCAGGGAGCUGACAUUAUUAAUGCUUUUCCUUCUUCCUUUUUUCAGAUUAACGGGUGUGAUAGGAUGAUUUGUGAAAUGAGUGACAAACUAAGAGCCAACCUUAGAGAGGUAUACAAAAUAUCCUAUCCAUGGUAAGGAAUGGGAAAUGCUUGUCAUCCAUCCGGCAAAAGAGUAACAUGAUUUCGUUAUUUUUUCGCUUUUCUUCCAGUUUUUUAAAAGCCAAGACGAUACAUGUAACAAGCUGAUAGAUGAAAUGAGCGACGCUCUGCGAGUGAGCUUAUGGGAGGAGGUAUAAAAGUAAAUUAGUUAGGUCGAUAAUUCACUGAUUUGCAGUGAAGAUCGGAUCCCUUAUCAAUCAUUUAGGCUAUUUUCACACUGAACUGGAUAGCUUUUGCUCUGGCACAAAAACCAUACCGGUUAGGGCUUCUGUUCAAACAGUAAAAACGAUGAUCUCGGCGCAAUUUUUGUGACGGAGACGCCGAUUCGUUCUCUAAAGUGGAGGGUUACCGGCAUAUCAGAUAGGUGUUCAUACUAGGGACUUUAAGACACCACGCCGGCGAUGGUCACGAAAACGUCCCUUAAAAAAGUGAAUUUUCAUUCUUUCAAUCUCUAUCGCGAUAACUCCAACUCGUUAACUUUUUCAAACCCAAGCGAGCUCUUUUUCAGCCGAAUUGCUAAGAACCAUAUUCAAAUUAAGAAAGAGAAAGAAAAAAUUUAGCUGUCGCUUAUUUACGUCCUCCAUAAAACGUGAAAAUAGGAAUUUUCCCGUCUUAAAAUGUUGCAGUGACGGCAAAAAAAAUGUACAAAAAAAGCGUGAUGCAUGUGCAGAGCUUUUGCUUUGCCUAUUCAACCUGUUGCUUUUUGACGUUCUCGUUGUAGAUUGUAGUCGUCGUCGUGGCAUCUUAAAGUCCUUACAACCGAUAUAGUGUGAACAUAGCCUAAAUGUUUCUUUUCGUUUCUUUUUCUGUUUGUUUCAUAGGUUUCCAAACUGGAGGCCAAAAAUAAAGUAGAGCUUUCAGAAGAAAAGCAAAUGCGCCAGGACAAAGAACAAGAAGUGGGUCAACUUAGUACUAUUUUAUUUCAGUCUCUAUCGCGAUAACUCCAACUCGUUAACUUUGUCAAACCAAAGCGAGCUCUUUUUCAGCCGAAUUGCUAAGAACCAUAUUCAAAUUCAGAAAGAGAAAGAAAAAAUUUAGCUGUCGCCUAUUUACGUCUACCAUAAAACGUGAAAUUACGAAUUAUCCCGUCGUAAUGUUGUAGUGACGGCAAAAAAUUGUACAGAAAAAGCCUGAUGCAUGUGCAGAGCUUUUUCUUUGCCUAUUCAACCUGUUGCUUUUUGACGUUCUCGUUGUAGAUUGUAGCCGUCGUCCUGGCAUCUUAAAGUCCUUACAACCGAUAUAGAAUGUUCCUAAAUGUUUCUUUUCGUUUCUUAUUCUGUUUGUUUCAUAGGUUUCUAAAAUGGAGGCCAAAAAUAAAGCCCUAGAAGUAGAGCUUUCAGAAGAAAAGCAAAUGCGCCAGGACAAAGAACAAGAAGUGGGUCAACUCAGUACUAUUUUAUUGAAAUCUCUAUCGCGAUAACUCCAACUCGUUUACUUUGUCAAACCCAAGCGAGCUUUUUUGAGCCGAAUUGCUAAGGACCAUAUUAAAAUUCAGAAAGAGAAAGAAAAAAUUUAGCUGUCGCUUAUUUACGUCCUCCAUAAAACGUGAAAUUCGGAAUUUUCCCGUCGUAGUCGUGCAGAGACGGCAAAGAAAUGUACAAAAAAAGCGUGAUGCACGUGCAGAGUUGUUGUUUUGCCUAUUCAACCUGUUGCUUUUUGACGUUCUCGUUGUAGAUUGUAGUCGUCGUCGCGGCAUCUUAAAGUCCUUACAACCGGUAUAGAAUGUUCUUAAAUGUUUUUUUUUUUUUUCGUUUCUUUUUCUGUUUGUUUCAUAGGUUUCCAAAAUGGAGGCCAAAAUUAAAGCCAUAGAAGUAGAGCUUUCAGAAGAAAGGCAAAUGCGCCAGGACAAAGAACAGGAAGUGGGUCAACUCAGUACUGUUUUAUACUAGUCAUACAAGGUGCUUCUUCAACCGUGAGCGAACAAGGAUGAAUGACCGGACUUAUAGAAAUGACCUCACCAUCAUUCAUUCUUACGCCGACGAUAGCACAGAGCCUUAUUAACUAUAAGCCAGUAAACUAAAAAAAAAAAGAGUCUUAUCUCGAGACUGGCGGUCUUACGUAUGUUUUACUUCGUUGCCUCUUGGUCUUGCAGGUUUCACAGCUGAUCACUAGAAUUGAUGGAUUAGAAGAGGAGCUUUCAAUUGCCAAGCAAAAAAGCCAUAAUGAGAUAAACGAAGAACAGGUGAAAAAACAGUUGCGCGAAACGCUGCGGCACUUUUUAAGUAAAACGAACUGUGAAAAAUGUUUUUUAGAACUAUUUGACGUGUUAAAAGCUUUAAUAAGCUAAUAAUCUUAAUAAGCUUAAUAUGUUUCCCUCAUUUUAGGUAAACCGGACCUAAAGAAACCACUUAUAAUAAACGGGGAAUAGCAAUAGAAUCCUCACGGCCUUUUUGCAUGGAACUUAAUUAACCCUCGGACGCAUACGCAAAUUCAUACCCCCAGAGUGGUACAAUGGGGGAUGGAUGGAACCCCUCGACGGAUUUUUUAAUAUGUUGCAGUAUUUCGAAACGAUUUUACCUUCAGUGGAAAGCCUUGGAUCCUCUCUACAAGAUGAGGUAUAUUUUAUGGGUGGUGGCGCUGCUGGAAGCCUGUAACGUCACCAACAAUGGUCGCCAUCUUGACCGCCAUCUUGCAUUUUACCAAGAAUUAGAAAUCAGGUUAAAGCCGCGAGAAAUAGAAUUUUUUGUGCUUAACAUGAAAAAUAACACAAUCAUAAAUUAAGAUAAGCACUUUGCAUGGUUUUAGUCACGAGAUUUACUUUUAUUGUUGAAAGAAAAAAACAUGUAUUUUCACCCAAAAAUGGCUUGCCCACCUGCUACUUAUGACGUCUUAUCUCGUAACCAUAGCAACUGGCCGGCACUGAGCUUGUCUCAAAGUUUGCGCGAGGGAUAAACAAACAGCUUCUGAAAACGUCAGUUUAUCGUCUAGGAAAAUACUCAGAAAAACGUUAGCGUGGGUGGCAUCCACCACCCCCCACCCCCACCCCUUGUACGUCCGAGGGUUAAGAUAUUUACAGAAUCACAAAGGGGGUAACUUAUUUUUCUCCUUCUUUUUCUACAUAUCUAGCAAUUAAGUUUGAUAUAGAAAUUCUGAAUAUCAGAGUAACACGUACAGACCUGCCGAAAUCGGCAAGUAACAACAGAAGUUUAUUCGUCAAGCAUUGUAGCUGAAUUCUCACACAUUUCCGGCUUUUUAUAAUCAAUGCAGGAAGGUGACCUCUCAAGGGAUACAGUUCAAUUAGCUAGAGAUCGAGAACAUCGCAUUGAUGAUCGAUUAAGAAACAUCAACGAACAGCUUUACAUAUACGUUACAGCCCCUCUUCAAGUACAAGAAGUAAAACAAGAUCAACUAAAAACAACAGUAAAACUUGAUCUACUAACAAAACUUAGCGAGCGGUUACAAGAGUUUUACACCGAGGCUCUAGGUACGGUUAAAGAGGCCUGUAAAUGUAACGAAGACUUAAGGAAGGACUUCUAUGACCUUGCCUACCACGGGCUCAGGGCCGAACACUAUGAGCUGGUCCACAGAGUUAAGGAUCUGGAAUCUUCCCACGAGGAGAUGUCUGAGGAGGAAAAGAAGGAGUUUGACAAGUUGCAAUCAUAUCAGAGGGGCAGACAAAGCCAGGUCGACCAAUUGGACAAACUGUGGAGAUAUCUCUUUACCCCGGUAUGUAUUUAUGUUAACUAGCGUCCCAAAUUAACGGUUUGACUUUAACUUUAUUUUAUUCAGCAUUUAUACUGUUAGGUACCGUUCAAUUGAAAAAAAAAAAGGAAAGAACAAGACCGGUAGGCGGACACAUGAACACCAUAACAGUCUACCAUUUUGUACGGCAAAGGUGCGGUUACUUUGACGCGUAGUAACUAAGCUAGGAGACACCUCUUUUGACUUGGUGUAGUAGAGCUCUGCGCAGGGGCAGAGGGUAAAACCUCUGACAAAAGUUAAAAUUAAUGCGGCAUUUCUGUGUUAAUAGAGCGAAAAUAUUGAAUGAUUUCGUAAGAACGAAUUGUCUGGUCAAAUUUUUCAGUCUGUCGAAAAUUCAGUGUCCGCUGCCGUGUGAAUAUAUAUAGCCUCAAUGUUUUCCCCGGUUUCCAGGUACUUUGCUAAAAACAACUCAGUUGCGUCUCGUCGUUUUGCAAUUCACUUCUCGGCGUUGGGAUUUGAAAAUGAAAUGAUCAAACCGCCCGCGUCUCAUGUUUUACAAGUUAUUUCUGUCUCGGCAAAACUGGGAUUGCGUAGAUAGAUCGAGUAAUUAAUGAAUAUAUAGUAUCCUAGGUAUUACAACUUAAUUUAGCCUUGAAACAACGCUAACUGAUCCUUUAACUUGCAGCCUGGUCGCCGCCAGAAGACAGCAAUGUCAGCAGAUCCUGUGGGUCAGAACAAGCCAAGAGACAGUAAAAAGGUGGAUAAAGAUUAUUUAAAGUUUAAUUAGAAGAAAAUUUGGACUAUGUAACGAAAUGAUCAGUGUCCUUUGCUUUAAAAUCCUUCAUUUGCUGAAUCCCUCCAUGACCAAUUCAUUCGCAUUCAAUUAUUCAUUCAUUCUUUCGUUCCUUCAUUCUUUCAUCUCCGCAUCCAUCCAUCCAUCCAUCUACUCCUUCCUUCCUUUCUUCCUUCCUUUUCUCUUCCAUGGUAGAGGAAAGGCUUUGUUUAGUUUGCAAAUGUAACUGUAUAGAAGACGACUUAAAGUUAUAAAACACUUCUUUAUGCAUUGUGUAGAAUACGAUACGAUGAUAUUGUAUGAUUCAGUUUCUGUUCAUGUUUUAGACAAUUUGUAGUAGUAGUGAAUAUAAAUUUAUUUAUUGUAACUAGACCAAUACCUCCCUUUGGACAGUAAGGCGCAAUGAAAAUAUACAAGGUGUACUAUACUACCAUACUACUGUUCGUGCAUUUAUUCAUUCAUUUAAUAAAUCAAUCAUUCUUUCAUUCAUUUGAUUGGCUUGGUAACCCAAAGAUAUCACCCGCUCUCGAUCAGCGUUUGCAAGUGUGAUUACCCCUAGAUGUUAGGAGGAGAAAAAAAGAGAUAUAGAAAAAUAUUGUUGUUUUUCCCUUGACUCCCUGACAUGAAAACGAAUCUACACUUUUUAAUGUCUGAAGAAUGAUUUUGUAUACCUUCGCUACAGGUCACGAGAUACACUGACCCUGGCGACAUAUGGAGAAAACUUAAACUGCGUGGAGAAGACACAAGACCUGCAGCACCCUCAACUUCCAGCGAUGGCCAACCAGAAGAAGAGUCACGUUUGAAUGUAAGUAUUCCCUCAUUUUUUUUUUCAUUUUUCAGUACCUCACUCUUUCCCCCGUCAUGUAAGGCGCAUUUGAUCAUAUUUACAUUUCCAUUUGCGCCAAAAGAGAAAUAAAUUAUUGUUAAUUACUAUUAUUAUCAUUUGCAGACCCCGCCUUCCUUUUAUAAUCUAUUUUGAGGCCGUAGUUUCCUACAAAAAAGGUGUCUCCUUUUGAUGUUGCUCAAUGUUUUCGCGCAUCAAGAAUAUCUGUGAGAUUUAGUUUUCUAAUGACGGUCAGUUUCCUUAUACUUGCACUUUACGGCUCCUUUCCAAAUUGCUGCACUAAGAAAAGGAGCAUCGAUGAUUAGUCAUCAACUUGUGUUCAAUCCCAUCGCCCAGAAUGCCGCAAUAUAUCUCGGAACAUUGCAAGUUACAGUCCUGACCAACUCUACACAGUUCGACAUGCGAGGCCUGCAAGUUAGGCCUUUUAAUAUUCCAUGAUAAUUAAAACUUUCAAAAUCGUUAAGUUUGACACUUGCAAUGUAUCAACCAAUUUCGUUCAUCGGCCUCGUCAACGGUCUUCAUCAUUUUUCCUUUGCCUCACAAGUUAUGAGUCAUGAUCUUACCAGUGUUGAUUCCAUCAGCUUUUGCCCUGCCUGCAAAUGAGGUUUACUUUCCAUUAGGACAUCAUUUUACACUAACGCACAGUACGUCAUGUGAACGUACUGAUUUAACAUCGACGAUGUUCUGUCACUGAACGUCGUCACUAUGGUGGUUUCUUGGCUCAUCUUUGCCAUUUGAUGCUUAUGUUUUGGUCUCCUGACUAUGAGUGAAAGACCAAAUCAUUGCUUAUAUAGUGGGGGGAGGAGGGGAGUAGUUAACGACGUACUUUUCACGUAUACCACUUAUAAUAUUACCAAAAAGAUUUUUUGUCACCUGUAGUUAACGACGUACUUUUCACGUAUACCACUUAUAAUAUUACCAAAAAGAUUUUUUUUCACCUGCUAUGGUGAAAAAUUCACUUCUUGUCUUUUGUGUCAAAUAUUGCUCUCGGACUUUUGGAAUUUCUGUACCAAACCUAUAAUAUUAAUGUCUUGAUAUUAUCUUUCGGCCUAAAUAUCUGAGGCGGCGCAGUUACCACAGUUUUUUGUAAGUUUCAAUAACCAUGUUCAGAUCACCUUUUCCUGCGUAGUCAAUUCAAGAACUGUGCAAAAUAGCUGUAAGAAAUCCCUUGACUUUUCACAAAGCAAUUAGCUCUAAUCUGAUAGGAGAUAAAAGUUAACUGGAUUGUAUUAUAAAAACUGACUGAAUGUUUUUUUUUUUUUAGCUGAGGAAAAUGAAGUCAACCGUCGGAUCAGUCAUUCAAACCAUUUCUAAAAAGAAGGAGGGUGGCGAGAAACAGAUGCGGGAUUGCUAAUUAUUAUUUUUACCAAGUAAAAUGAUAGUCUAUGAUGUUUCCGUUUUUAGGUCCCUUUAUAUUUAAACCCUCCCCCCGGGGGGGUACUCCUGGAAAUUCUUGGUGGGGGUGUGCCGGUCAGUUCUCCAAAUCCUGACCCUUUUUCAGACCAAAAGGUGACAUUUUUCACACCCUUUUUUAGACCUGGCUGCAAAAAUCCAUACCCGUUUUACUGGCCUUUAAGAAAUAAUGUCAUAAUUACUUAGAUUAGAACAGCAACCAAAAAAGAUUUCUUCAAAUCCACUUCGAAUUCGCACUUUUCUCUUUCUUCCUUAUUCAUUUGGAAUUGAAGCAAUAAAUACGUUUAUAGUCACUACCGUAAUUCCCUCGAAAACCAUAUCCGAAUCUAGACUAAAAUGGGCAAAGUCUAUAUCUGUUUUCAGACCAAAACGGCGCAAAAACCCUACUCUUUGGGGCGGCACAUACCUGUAUGGCUUAUAUAAUGGAGUAACCCCUGGGGAUUUUACCCGGUACAACAUGCAUAUUAAUUUUUGUAGAGAGGCGUUGGUAUAUCAAGAACCUAGAAUUCUCGAUUGCACUACAAACUUGUACAAAGUUACAACUUUUGACCCUCUUGCAGCGAACACUGUCUCUUUGUGUUAGAGUCUCGAAAUGGGGUUCUGUUCACGCAAAACGAGGGGAACUCGCUGUUAGAUUAAACAAAUAGACCCGAUUCCAAUAUAUUAGACUGCUUAUUACAGACCUGAUUCCAAUGUAUCAUACUUCUCAUUAUUUAGCUAUUUUAUUCUCUGUCCCUGGUCACCAGCAGUUUAAUUCUCUAUAUUGGGUGAAAUUCAAGCGGCGAAUCCGCAAUAACGAGGCCCGACGCCCUUAGACGGCUUUUUAUUCUAUCUUAGUGAUUUCCAGAACAGACCUCUUGAGCUAGGGUAAGAUACCCGUUUUUUUUAUUAUUUACUUACAAAUAUAGCGUGAUCAAGAGGUCAGAAAUCGGAUGUGCAGUCCGUACGGACCUAGUCCCGCUUAGACCAUUGGGGUGGUUUCUCAGUACGUACACCGCCUAAGUUCAAAUUCCCGAGACCAUGUUUGAAAAUUACCGACUGGUACGCUUCGUGCGCCUAUUUAGUACUUUUACUUGAACUAUUAUUUUUUUUUUAUCUAAUAUUAUUUGCUCAAUUUUACUAGCCAGUGGCGGCCACGGUUUUGAGUAUACGGUAUCAAACAUGACUUCAGGUAACGGUAUGUUAGGUUUGCUUUAGGUUUGAACAUGUGCUGAGAAACAUUUGGGCUGAAUUUCGGUUUUAUUGACAAGCUUAUUUAAGGUAUUAUUAUUCCCACAGACCGACCUUGAAUAGCUUGUUUUAUAAUCACUGUGCAGGGUAUGAAAAAGGUUAUUAUUGUUAUUAUAGUUCGCUAUCGC